AUGACAUUUUCAAAGAUUCCGACGCCUCGGGUCGAUCCCGUAACCGGUGAAACGUAUUACACCCGAGAAGAUGCGAUGAAUUUAAGUCCUCAGCAAUACGAAGAAUGGGUUUAUUCAAAUAAAACAGUACAUGUGAACGAAGUUCGUUUGUACGAACAGAAAUUUUGGAAUAUUCUACUAACAAAAUCUCCGCCAUUCCUACCGUUACUAUUUUGGCCGUUCGUUAUUUACUAUCUGACAACACCAAUGACAUUCCUUCGAUUCAUGUGGAUAUGCACCGGAUUGCUCCUUUGGUUUCCAAUGGAAUAUGUAUUUCAUCGCUUUCUUUUUCAUCUACCAGUCGUCGGCAUCCGUUCCCAAAAAUUUCAUUUUUUCCUACACGGAAUUCAUCAUGUUGCCCCAACUGAUCUCUGGCAUGUCUUUUCUCCAGUUUAUGAACUAGGCGCACAAGCUUUUCUUAUCUGGUGUGUGUUCAACAUUCUCCAUGUGCCUGAUCCUAAUGCAUUAGUAUCGGGUUUACUGAUUAAUUACAUUCGAUAUGAUUCGAUUCAUUAUUUAAUUCAUGCAUACACACCAGAUCAAAUUGGGAAAAUACCUUUCGCGGGAGGUUAUUUGAAACAAUGUGCCAUUCAUCAUCGUCAACAUCAUUUUUCUAAUCCGAGAAAACAUUUCACUAUCAGUUUUAAAAUAUUCGCACACUAUUCAGACGAGAAAAUUUCAACCAUGGAGAAGCCGAUGACUAACGGAAUGAAAGGAACUUGGCUACCGAUUCAAGCAUCACGUAGCGCAAGAAAUACAAUCAAUCCCAUCAGACGUAUUGUUGAUCGAAUGAAAAUAAGUCCUAAUCCAGCUAAAGAGAUGAUUUCGUUAUCAAUUGGUGAUCCAACGCAUUAUGGAAAUAUGUUGCCGCCUGUUGAAGCUCUGGAAGCGAUUGUCGAAGCUGUACAAUUACCGACGUGUCAUGGCUAUGCACCAUCGUUCGGUACAUUAGAUGCACGAAGAGCAGUCGCUCAGUUUUGGUCUCGAUCUAAUUACAUUGUCAAACCUGAAGAUGUUAUUUUAACUAGUGGUUGUUCUCAUGCAUUAGAAAUGUGUGUUGAUGGUCUGGCUGAUUCAGGUGAUAAUAUUCUACUUCCAAGACCUGGUUUUUCACUUUAUGUAACACUAUGUCAAUCGCUUGGUAUUGAACCUCGAUUUUAUGAUUUAUUGCCGAAUGAACAAUGGCGGGCUGAUUUAAGUCAUCUGGAAUCAUUGAUCGACGACCGAACACGGGCUGUUCUAAUUAAUAAUCCCAGUAAUCCAUGCGGUGCUGUUUAUUCGGAAGAACAUCUUCGCCAACUGAUAAAUAUUUGUGAAAGAAAUCAUUUGCCUAUCAUUGCCGAUGAAAUCUAUGCGGAUAUGAUCUUCAGUGGUAACCAAUUUCAUUUUCUUGGAAUGCUCUCCGAAAAUGUUCCUGUACUUUCAUGCGGCGGCAUUUCGAAGCGAUUUAUCUGUCCAGGUUGGCGUGUUGGCUGGAUUGUAAUUCAUGAUAGACAUAAUCUUUUUAAAGACACGAUUAAACCAGGUUUAAUGGAUUUAUCCAGUCGUAUCCUCGGUCCGAACUCAGUCACACAAGCAGCCAUGUCUCAUAUUCUUUCUGAAACACCUGAUUCUUACUACGAUGAUAUUCUUCAACAACUUCAGAACAAUGCAGAAUUCGUUUAUAAUUCGCUUUUAGAAGCGCCAGGUCUCCGUCCAACUAUGCCGCAAGGUGCAAUGUACAUGCUGAUCGCAAUUAAUCCAUCAGCUUUUCUUGAUAUUCAAGACGAUAAAGAAUUUUUUACAAAACUACUCUGUGAAGAAUCGAUUUCAUGUCUCCCUGCCUCCGUAUUUGGUAUUGAUAAUUUUAUUCGUAUCGUUCUUACAACGCCGAUGGAGAAGACAGAAGAAGCAUGUCAACGAAUACUCGAAUUCUGUCACCGCCAUGCAAAAACGAUUGCGUGA
Adineta ricciae is the source of this 1983-nucleotide messenger RNA. NCBI's taxonomy places the organism in Eukaryota, Metazoa, Rotifera, Eurotatoria, Adinetida, Adinetidae. The record is from the annotation of a GenBank genome assembly.